Messenger RNA from Guillardia theta CCMP2712, 2961 nucleotides. RefSeq lists its product as hypothetical. The transcript has 3 exons. Gene Ontology annotation, molecular function: DNA-binding transcription factor activity; DNA binding. Bases 1 to 2961 code for a protein of 986 amino acids. The record is from RefSeq and is a predicted model, not a curated record. Lineage: Eukaryota; Cryptophyceae; Pyrenomonadales; Geminigeraceae. Gene Ontology annotation, biological process: regulation of DNA-templated transcription.
AUGUUGCAGGCCUUGGCCGGAGGCAGGGCCUUCGUGCGGAUGGCUGAAAGGGAGCCCAUCCCGCACGACAAGAUGCAGGGGCUGGCGUGGGAGCAGAUGCAGAGGGAGAGAGCGUUCAGCAUAUGGCAGGAGUGGGAGGAGUCGGACAUCGAGUCGGCGCUCAUGGUGAUGCAGUCGCUCAUGACGGCGGGGAUAGAGGCUUUCGAGCAGGAUGACAUCAUGAAGGUUCUGAACGAGUGCGGAUGGGACAAGAACGAGGCCUUCACGAAGCUGAAGAGUAUGCAUGCUGAGCGACAGGGUAGAGGGAAGAAGCAGAAGGUGGAAGUGCUGGAUCCCUUGCCGUCUAGCUCGAGUCGGCAGCCUGUGGAACAUGUUUCUACCAAGGAGGUGCAGGCUAAGGAUAGUGAGGACGGACAUCGAUCGGGUACGAGCGGCGGGAAGGAUCGGAAGAGAAAGGAGCAUGAAGAAGAGUUCAAGAUCGGGCAGCUGAUAGAAGCAAAGUACAGAGGAGGGAAAAAGAUGUAUCCUGGGAUCAUAUCAGCUAUCUGGCCGGGAGGCAAGUACAACAUCACGUACGAUGAUGGAGACAGGGAGUUCGGGGUCGACAAGAAGAUGAUUCGGUUGUGUAGAGACUACGACUGGUGUAAGAAGCAGGAGCUGAACGUGCUGGAGGUGGGGGAGCGGGUGUAUGGCCGUUGGAACCACAGCAAGGGAGAGAAGUUGUGGUACCUGGGGAAGGUGGUCCAAGUUGAAAGCACGGAGGGAGGAGGACGGUACACGAUCCAAUACGAUGAUGGAGACAGGGAGCCCAAUGUGAAGAGGAUGAACUUGCAAACGGCGGAGGAGCGGAAGAAUGCAAGUGUUCACUGUGCUCCUGCCAUGUCCACCGGUGUGGUGCAAGAGGCCAGCGCAGAACUUGAUGAUGGAGUGAUGUGCGAGCUGGAGGGACUGUUUUCACGGUCAGUGAGAAAGAAAAGGACGAUCUUCAACGCUGCGAACGAGGACGAGGAGGGAGAUGAUGGGACGAAGAAGAGGAAGAGGAAGAGGGUUAAAGAGCAAUCCGACUUCAUCGGCGUCAAGAGACUGCUGGAGGGCGUGAAGAGGGGGAGGAAGUGGGAGGCGUUCAUCGAGGUAGAGCAAGAAAAGCACAGGCUGGGAGCGUACAAGGAGGAGAGGGAGGCGGCAAGGGCGUACGACAUGGCGGCGAUGCGCUUCUUCGGGACGAGCGCCAUGCUGAACUUUGCCUCCUCGCGCAAAGGGUACGAGCCGACUCCCGAGCUGGAGGAUGUGCUGGAAGAGAUCAGAGGGCUGUACAAGGUGAAGGUGAAGGAGGAGGAGGAGGAAGGAGGCGAGGCGAACAUGGACGCAAGGGUUGCAAACGAGCGCACCAAGAUACAAGAUGACUCCAAGAAGAUUUCAGAGGCUACAACGAAAGUGACGGGUAGGAAGGAGGAGGAACAAAACCUGAAGGAUAGAGAGGAGAAGAAGAAUCUGAUCAUCGAUGAUGACGAUGAUUUGUGCUUGUCUGAAGAGAUCCCCCUCGCGAAACUUUACAGCAAAAAGAGUUUGCGAGAGGUUGAGGAGAAGGCAGAAGCAAAAGAACCCAGAUCGGAGAGCAAAAGUGAUGAUGUUUCUGGGAAGAUGGCAGGCAAGAAAAGUGCUAAGAAUCAGGAUGAAGACAAGGAGGGGAAGAGCGAUGAAGCUAUGAAUCCUCAAAAGUUGCAGAAGAACGAACUCAAAGAAAUGAGAGAGAUGAAAGAAAAGAAGGAACGAAAAGACGAGAAGGACGAUGAUGAGAAGAAGGAAGCGAAAGAAGAGAGUGAGAAGAGGAUUGUGACAGUCAAGGCAAUGAAGGACAUGAAGGACAAAGAUGUUUCGAGCAAGCAUGUCACCAAGCUGAAAGAUCUCAGCAAAGUCAACGGGGUGCAGAUCAAAAAGCUCCCAAGGGAAGAGAAGAAGGAGAAUGCUUUCAAACGCGAUGAGACAAAAUCCAAUCAUUCCAACAAGCCUCACGAGAAGGAGGCAAAGCAGAAGCGGAAGUUGAGACUUCAAGUGGAAAGUGACGACGAUGACCAAGUCAUGUCAGUCAAUACCAAGAAGACUGUGAAAAUCGACAAGAAAAAUCCUUUCAAGGAGAAGACCGCUGUUCAGCAAGGAGGAACGAAUGUAGAACAAGUCAUGAACGACCGGGCAACAACGGCAGUGAAAGAUGUACAGGAAACGAUGUUGAGCGCAACUGUGUUGCAAGGGAAGAAGUCGAAGAAGAAUAACAGCGAAGGUCAGCUGAGCGAAACAAGUAAGACGCAUUUGGGAAAUCAAGGAGGAAAAGGUAGCGCGAGAAGAGAAGGAGAAGAGAAAAUCGCACAGGACAAGACAACCAAGGGCAGUACCCAACCUGAAACUGAAAUGAAUCCAGAAGGCUCUUUGCAAUCGAAAACCAACGUUAAUCCAGAUCGGACGAAACCGAAAGAGCGAGAAAUCAAACUCAGCACUAAAUCAGCAUUGAAGGGAAAAAUUUCCUCAUCCAAGACUUUUGAGCAGAAUGAUGUGACCAUCGCCUUCGAGAAAACACAUGAAAUCAGUACAACCUUGCUUGAAACCGAUCCAACCUCAUCAGAGAACAAAAGUGUACAGCAACGGGAAGUCGAUACUAGCAUGUCAAACCCAGCACAAGUCAGCGUGUCAACAAGCUCGCAAGCACCUCAGAGCAACAAGCAGGAUGAUUGCUCGAUACCAACAGAUGUUAAGAUCCCAUCACAACCUGACGGCUCCCUUCCCAGCAGAGAAGUGUUCUUGUCCUUGCUUGAUCCCAUCUCGAACGAACUCAUGACACACCCUUGCAAAGGCGCCGAAUGUUCUCAUCAGUCGUGCUUUGACAAGCCUUCGUUCUUGAAAUCAAAGAAAGUCAACAUCCCGAAUGAGAAGAAGUGGGAGUCAAACAUCAAGACUGUCAUAAGGUGA